This is a messenger RNA of Dothidotthia symphoricarpi CBS 119687, 650 nucleotides long. RefSeq lists its product as uncharacterized. The transcript has a single exon. NCBI's taxonomy places the organism in Eukaryota, Fungi, Ascomycota, Dothideomycetes, Pleosporales, Dothidotthiaceae. The coding region runs from base 4 to 498 and encodes 164 amino acids. The record is from RefSeq and is a predicted model, not a curated record.
CUCAUGUUUCUCCGCUAUGUCCUAGAUACUCUCCCACUCAGCGACGCCAAAGUUGCUGCCAGCUGCUUCACUCCAAGAUCUCCAUGUCCCACCACUAGUGCUACUCCAAAAUCCGCCUUCGACCAGCCAUCCAAAUGGCUUGAAGCAGAAAAUCGCUUGAUAAAAUUGGCCGGCCCUUUCAGAAGUGGCACACGCACAGCAACGGCGCCGAACAGACAGCAACGGAUGAUAUGCAAGGUCGUCGGGAUCAUCACAUUUAUUGAUCGUACAGUCUUUCUCGAUGUCGUUGUUAACCCGAUGUUCGAACCCGAUGAAUCAGGCACCCCCUUCCCUGACUUACGUUUCGCUCUAGAGCUUGGCAGAGUACCUUCUUGGGGCAUCAGCCAGUUCGCUUAUUGGAUCAAGUCGUUUUGUAUCUUCAAUCCUAGGGAUGGGCCGGACAGAUAUACUGGUAUCUGGACCAGGUGGAUGCCAGAGGGGAUUAGCGGACAGCAAUGAGAUCUUCAGGGGAAUCAGGCCCUUGGACGCACAUAGACAUGUUGCGAGGUCACCCUUGACAGUGUUGGUGUCAAUUCUGGAGCGGUGUCACGUAGGGAUCAAAGGGUGGGAAAUAUACAUUCAGGUCAAGCUAUAUCCAUGCCGUACAGUAC